AUGGAUCAGUUUUCCAUUGUUGACAUGAAUAUGGCCGAAUUCACCAGUUUCAGGCCAUGCUCAGAGAAAAUUCACUUCUCGGAUUACACUUAUCAUGUUUUCCUUAGCUUUAGAGGGCCUGAUGUCCGAAAGUCUCUUGUAGAUCAUCUCUUUGAAGCUUUCAAAGUCGCUGGAAUUCAUGCUUUUCUUGACAAUGAAAGACUUGAGAAAGGCAAGAUUAUUGCAAUGAGCCUGCAAAAGGCGAUCGAGAAUAGUGCCAUUCUCAUUCCAAUCUUUUCAAGUGGUUACGCAGAUUCUGCUUGGUGUUUGGAAGAGGUGAGGGAAAUGUGGAAGUACAGAUCCACAAGAUUAAUUAUCCCUCUCUUUUAUGGUGUCGAUCCCUCAGAUGUCCGCUAUCCUGAGAAGGAUAACGGUGCAUUUACAGAGGCAUUCAAGAGACAUUACAGUAAAGGUAGAUUUGGGUCUCACAUAAUUGACGAAUGGAAGGAUGCUCUUCAUAAUGUCUCCUCCCUGUCUGGAUGGUCUCUUGACAUGGCUGCAGGAAGAAUUCGAGUGGGCAUUUGGGGCAUCGGAGGCAUCGGUAAGACCACUCUGGCCGAUGCUAUUUUCAAUGAAGUCUCUUCCACCUUCCAAGCUUCUUGCUUUCUGUCAGACAUUAGGGGUGCUCAGGAGCGUGGUGGUAUUGUAGGAUUACAGACACAAAUGUUGAGAGAUUUGUCAAAAGUUGAUAUUAAAGUAAACGACAUCAACCAUGGCAAAUCCCUUCUGCAAUUUCAUCUGGGUUCCAUAUGUUCUCUUGUAAUCUUAGAUAAUGUUGACCAUUGGAAGCAGUUGGAUAGCUUUGCGUUAGAUUUCUGUGGACCAGGAAGCAGAGCAAUUGUAGCCACACGUGACUGUGGUACCCUCAAUUUAAGCAUGCCCAUUGAAAACAUUUACGAACUGCAAGGUCUUGAGCAAGAUGAAGCGUUAGAGUUAUUUAGCAGGCACGCAUUUCAGAAAGCAAACCCAGACGACUCCCACCGAGAACAAUCCACAAAGAUCAUCAAGGCUUCUGGCGGGGUUCCACUUACACUAGAGGUUCUGGGUGCAUUUUUAUUUGACAAAAAGAGCAGUGAUAGAUGCUGGAUUGAAGCAGUUAGAAUGCUUGAGAAUGUCACUUAUCCAGAGAUUUUUCAAACGUUGAAGAUCACUUAUGACUCUCUUCUGCCGUCGGAGAAAGACAUAUUGCUAGACAUUUCUUGCUUCUUCGUUGGCCAAGAUACAGAAGAGCCCGCUAUCUUCUGGGAAGAAUUGGGGUUAAAUGUUGACACAGCCAUUCACAAUCUUCAGCUUAAAUUGCUUAUAAAGAUUGAUAAAGACAAUAAGUUCAGAAUGCAUGAUCUUUUACGAGAUUUAGGGAGAGCUCUAGUAGCAGAUGAAUCUCCUGGAAAUCCUGGCAAGAGAAGCAGAUUGUAG
Molecule: messenger RNA, 1455 nt
Organism: Cryptomeria japonica (Japanese cedar)
Lineage: Eukaryota; Viridiplantae; Streptophyta; Pinopsida; Cupressales; Cupressaceae
Product: disease resistance protein L6-like
Exons: 2
Coding region: 1-1455 (484 amino acids)
Biological process (GO): signal transduction; defense response
Molecular function (GO): ADP binding
Source: RefSeq, a predicted model, not a curated record